AUGUCUACUGAACUUAAAGCCAAAGAAAUUUUUAAUCAAUUUGCAUCUGUAAGUACGAACCAAGAAAAAAUCUUGACUCUACCAGAUUUUGUUAAUAUAUUAUCUCCGUUUCAAACAGAUAUCCCAAAGCAAGCAUUCUCCCUUUUAUAUUUAAUCGCAGAUACUAGCAAAAAAGGAUAUAUCAAUGAAACUGAUUGGGUCAAAUUUAUAGACACUUUAACCUCGCCUGACGGUGAUUAUAAGGUUUUAUAUCAAUUCCUUACAAGCAGUCCAAAUGUGAAACAUGAACUUCAGUAUAGUGAUUGUGUUGAAGCUUUAAAUAGUCUUAACAGUUCAAUCGACCCAGCUUAUCAACAAAAACUUGGAAAGUUAAAUUGGUCAUUCUUACCAAAAUUGUUUGAACCUAAUGGAGCAAUUGAAUUCGGUCAUUUCUCAACUUUGGUUAGUUUCCUUCCACUUACCAAAUUAAUUGGUAAUUUUGAAUUGGUAAGUUCAAAGAGAAACACAAUCUCUGGUCAACAAAUGAUUAAUUUGUUAAAUUCCAAUUUAAGUCAUAAAAUUUCGAAUAAAUUAAGAAAUAGUUUGACUCAUGUUACCGAAUUUUUUGGAGAUAAGAAAGAAUUCAGUUUAGCUGAUUUAUUAUUUGUAUAUGAUACCUUAAAGAAAGUUGAUUUAAUCAAUGAAGUCAUUGUUAAUACUCCUCCAACCACUAAAGAUAAAGAUGAUAUCAUUAUCAACAAGAAAGAUUUAUAUGCCCAUUUAACUGAUCCAUUAUUAAGAUCAGCCAAUUUUAGACAUGUUUCCAGCUUAGAACUUGAUUUAUUGUUCUAUUUGAUGAAUAGAAAGUCUGACGACAGUGUUCCUCGUAAAGAUCUUAUUGCCUUUUUAAAUCCAAAUGUUGAUAAUAAUUUAGCCACAUUACCAGCAAUUUAUGAACAUCCAAGUAGUCGUCAUAGAAGUGGUGAACAUUCCGAUAAUUUCUCAUUAUGGCCAAUUUAUGAUUCCAUAUAUUCUUUCUUUUUGGGAUCCAUUGCCGGAUGUAUUGGUGCAACUGCAGUUUAUCCAAUUGAUUUAGUGAAAACAAGAAUGCAAGCUCAAAAACAUAAUUCAUUAUAUGCCAAUUCCUUUGACUGUUUCAAAAAGAUUCUUAAAGCUGAAGGUUUCAGAGGUUUAUACUCCGGGUUAGGUGCUCAAUUAGUCGGGGUCGCUCCUGAAAAGGCCAUUAAAUUGACUGUUAACGAUCUUGUUCGUAAGAUUGGUACUGAUGAUGAUGGGAAAAUUACCAUGGGUUGGGAAAUUACUGCUGGUAUGACUGCUGGUGGGUGUCAAGUUAUUUUCACUAAUCCUUUGGAAAUUGUUAAGAUUAGAUUACAAAUGCAAGGUAAUGUCAAACCAGUAGGACCAGGGGAAAUUCCCCUUAAACAUUUAGGUGGUGCUGAGAUUGUUAGACAAUUAGGAUUAAGAGGUCUUUAUAAGGGUGCAAGUGCAUGUCUUUUAAGAGAUAUGCCAUUCUCGGCCAUUUAUUUCCCAGUUUAUGCUAAUUUGAAGAAACAUUUAUUUGGAUUUGAUCCAAGUGAUUCAACUAAGAAACAGAGACUUUCUACGUGGCAAUUAUUAGUUUCUGGUGCUCUUGCUGGAGCUCCAGCUGCUUUCUUCACCACCCCUGCAGAUGUUAUUAAGACUAGAUUACAAGUUGCUGGUAAGAAGACCGAAGUAUAUAAGGGGAUUUUCGAUUGUGGAGCUGCUAUUCUUAGACAAGAAGGUCCAGGAGCAUUCUUCAAAGGUUCUAUUGCCAGAGUUUUUAGAUCAUCCCCACAAUUCGGUUUCACUUUAGCCUCCUAUGAACUUUUACAAAAAUCUUUCCCAUUAACCCCUCCACUUACUCGUGAAUCUAAUUUCAGAGCUGUUAGUGGAUAUCCUGGUGUUUAUAACUUGACUAAUGAUCAAGUGUAUAAUUCCCAAGGAAAGAAUGACCGUUUAAUUAUUAUGCACAAAUCAGAAUUUUCCCCAGACACUCCAAAAAUUGACAAUCCAUUAGUGAAAUUACCAGCUGAAUAUUGUUAUAAAUCACAAGAUGCAAUUAAAUUAUUAUUGGAUAUUGAUCAUAAGUUCAGUAACUUCAAUUAUAAUUCUUAUUUGAACUAUAUCCAAAAGAAAUAG
Messenger RNA from Hemisphaericaspora subhashii, 2160 nucleotides. RefSeq names its product amino acid transporter (gene AGC1). The transcript has a single exon. The record is from RefSeq and is a predicted model, not a curated record. Bases 1 to 2160 code for a protein of 719 amino acids. Gene Ontology annotation, biological process: L-glutamate transmembrane transport; aspartate transmembrane transport; malate-aspartate shuttle. Gene Ontology annotation, molecular function: L-glutamate transmembrane transporter activity; L-aspartate transmembrane transporter activity. Lineage: Eukaryota; Fungi; Ascomycota; Pichiomycetes; Serinales; Debaryomycetaceae.